Molecule: messenger RNA, 145 nt
Organism: Racocetra persica
Lineage: Eukaryota; Fungi; Glomeromycota; Glomeromycetes; Diversisporales; Gigasporaceae
Source: the annotation of a GenBank genome assembly
CAAAAGAGCAAAGCAAAGCACCAAAAAAGUAAAAUAUCAGAAAGGCAAGGCAGCAGCAAGUGAUGCACCAAAAAGCGAAGUCCUAGCAAAAGAGCAAAUACUAGAAACCAGUACCAGUAAAAGCGAAGUUCUAGCAAAGCACUAG